Messenger RNA from Rhinolophus ferrumequinum (greater horseshoe bat), 618 nucleotides. RefSeq names its product cytochrome c homolog. Gene Ontology annotation, cellular component: mitochondrial intermembrane space. Bases 1 to 618 code for a protein of 205 amino acids. Gene Ontology annotation, molecular function: electron transfer activity; heme binding. The record is from RefSeq and is a predicted model, not a curated record. NCBI's taxonomy places the organism in Eukaryota, Metazoa, Chordata, Mammalia, Chiroptera, Rhinolophidae. Gene Ontology annotation, biological process: mitochondrial electron transport, ubiquinol to cytochrome c; mitochondrial electron transport, cytochrome c to oxygen. The transcript has 2 exons.
AUGGGUGACAUUGAGAAGAAGAGCAAGAAGAUUUUUGUGCAGAAGCGUGCCCAGUGCCAUACUGUGGAAAAGGGAGGCAAACACAAGGCUCGGCCAAAUCUCCAUGGACUGUUUGGGCAAAAGACAGAUCAGGCCCAUGGAUUUUCUUACAUGGAUGCUAACAAGAACAAAGGCAUCAUCUGGGGAGAGGAGACAUUGAUAAAAUAUUUGGAGAAUCCCAAGAAGUACAUCCCUAAAACAAAAAUGACCUUCGUGACUACAGAAAGAGCAGACUUGAUAGCAUAUCACAAAAGGGCUACUAAUAAGGGGAAAAAAACCCCACAAAAAACAGGUUUUCCAUUUUGGAAAUCUGCACGCUACUCAAAAAAGGAUCUCCUAGCAGGACUAGCAAUCAAUCCCUCAGCGGGCAAUGGCGCUCCAACCACCCGGCCGGGGGCACAGGCAACGGCGACAGGGCACGGCCCUUCCAGGGAGCCGCCGGGGCCCAGAGCUCUCAGUCUGGCCCAGCGCAACCCGCCCAGGCGGUGGCUAAAGUCGGGCAGUGGCGGAGGGGGGCCAGUGGUUGAGAUUCCGAGCUGGGCCUCCCCGGCCCGUGGGCGCGGCGAGACACUGAGGUAG